AGCAACACUAUUGGUUUAUCCCAAACACGUCAUAAGCUUCUGCUCGUGUCCAAAUCCAUUGAGGGAACGUCAACCUUCAAUUGACAUUUCGGGGUGACGUCUACAGCAGGUCUCAUACAAUGGUGGACCAUAACGUUGUGAACAAGCGGCUGCCGAGAAUGGCGGCAUCUCUGCUGAAGCGUUUUCCCUCAGAGAGCGAGCCCGGGAUGGAGAUGCACCACCGGAUCAGCAGCAGUGGUGGGGCCAUGGGGCGACAUUUCGACUGUGAUGUCGGUGACCCUCUGGGCUUCGACAAAACCCUAUGUAUUGAUGGUGGUGGUUCCAGGACCCCAAACCUGCUGGGGCCGUUGCUGACAGAAGACUGCAUGCAUGUCCAGAGGUCAUCUUCCCCCAGGCUCCCUCUGCAGAGCCACAUGCUGAUGCCAGCUGACCUGGAGGAUUUUAGCGAUGACUGUGACGGGUACUCUCUACCAGGCACACCGCCCCGGUCUGAGGGGGACAUCAGCUUCCUCAAACAAGGGGUCCUGGACCAGUUGGACAACCUGGAGAGCAGCCCCAAGAGAGGCAAGCGGGUUGGAGCUGUGUUUCCAGUGGGUUACACAGACUGGCAUAAACAUCGAAUGGCAGCAGUAUGCAGCGAGAGGUUUGAGCGCCUCCUGAGGGAGUGUCCAGAGUUCCAUAACUGCAAAAGCCACCUGGCUGCCUUUGUCUUAGAGAGAGAGGUGAUUGACACCGGGGGCCAGUCCUGUGAGCGCUAUGAGGUGGUGGCAUUGGGCACAGGCCAGUCGAGCUACAGCGGCUGGCUUUGCUUCAGUGGCACCGUGGUGCAUGACUGUCAUGCCAUCGUCAUCGCCAGACGGGCUCUCCAAAGGUAUUUGUUCAAGCAGCUGCUGCUGUUCUUCAGCCACGACCCCAAGCACAAGGAACGCUCCAUCUACCAGAGCACCUCCGACAGCCACCUGCUCCAGCUCAAGCCCCAGAUUUACCUGCACCUCUACACCAACCAGACCCCGAAAGGCGCCGCUCAGUGCAUCCUCAUGAAGUCUCUGAGCAGCAGCUACUCCUCUCUGAAGCUACAGUGCCACGCCAAGGGCUCCCUGAUUCCUGUGGCCUUCCUCCACCCCAGUGUGUGGGGCGCCCGCGUGUGCUGCAUGUCCGACAGCGACAAGCUGUGCCGCUGGACUGUCACUGGGAUUCAGGGCGCGCUGCUUAGCCACUUCGUCCAGCCACUGUACAUCACCAGUGUGGUGCUGGGUGACUCCAGCCAGUACUCUGAGAAGGUGUCGGAGACCAUCAACAAGCGCCUGGGCGAGGGGGGCUGGGAGGAGCUGCUGGCCCCGCCAUUCAGCAAGAAGAGUAUUUUCUUCCUCAGCAGUGAGGGGGUGGGGCCUCCACUCAGCACUGCCCACUGCACAGACCUCAGCAUCAACUGGUGCCUCGGGGACGCCAGCAUCGAGGUCCUAGACAGCACCAAAGGCUUCACUGUGGACGGUUCCCCAUUUGUGAGUGGCUCUGGCUUCUCCAGCAGGCUGUGCAAGAGGGCCCUCUACAGCAACUUCCGCAAAAUUGCAACUCUGGGAGGAUACCGCUGCCUACAGGAUCUCCCCACGUACCACAGUGCCAAAGUGUGGAGGCUCACUCCUACCAGAAUGCCAAGACCGUGGUCAACCAGCAGUUCCUGUCCAACAACGCAGGUCCAUGGAACUCUAAACACCUCGUGGACAGCUUCAGUCCCUGAGCCGCUCAGAGUGGAGGGUGGCACAGUGGUUCAUUAGUAAGGGUUUCUUUUGAAGGACAGAAGCGGUUGGAGUCUGUUACUUUCUGCAUUAAAGGUAUUCCCCCUGAGUUUUCCUGUGUUCAAAUAAGCAGUAUUGCACGCUCUGUGUGCCAAGUUUGACAGGUAUGUCUACCCGUUCUGUUUUCAUCAAGUAUUCAAUAAUGUGCAAAAUAAAGAGAACUCUGAAGUUAAUCAGAUUUAAAUCUUGAAUUAAAGGUGAGCAUGAACUAAAA
Molecule: messenger RNA, 2010 nt
Organism: Salvelinus fontinalis (brook trout)
Lineage: Eukaryota; Metazoa; Chordata; Actinopteri; Salmoniformes; Salmonidae
Gene: adad2
Product: adenosine deaminase domain containing 2
Exons: 9
Coding region: 120-1775 (551 amino acids)
Biological process (GO): RNA processing; adenosine to inosine editing
Cellular component (GO): nucleolus; cytoplasm
Molecular function (GO): double-stranded RNA binding; double-stranded RNA adenosine deaminase activity; tRNA-specific adenosine deaminase activity
Source: RefSeq, a predicted model, not a curated record